CUCUGCUGCGAACAAUAAAUAUAGAAUACAAUUUGGAGUACAAUAUACAAGUUAUUUGUGUAGUUUAUUAGUAUAAACUACUCGCAGAUCAGCAUAUAUCACAAAAUAAACGCGUCUAUUUCUCUUAUUUUGUUACAUCAUGGAUUUUGAUUCCUACUACUCAAUUGAUUCUAUAAUUGCGGACAACCAGAAAGUGCCCUCAGAGUUCUUGACAGACGUUCCAAGCUUGGGAUGGCUUCAGGGAGGUCUCGAUAAGGAUAUAAAGGAAGGGUCCAAGGUUGAUUUGCCCUAUUGGAUGUCCUCGACACUCGCUCUAUCCGAAUACGACUUUUUAAACCUGUCUAUACCUGGCGCAUUCAGUGGACGUGUCAGUAACGCGUUAUUAGCUUCACCGACAUACGUCAAACUAGCGAACCUGAACCACUUUUGGUAUUCAUUUGGUCUGAGGAUAAGUGAUUUGUUAGAGGAUAACGCAAAACUGCAGCAAUCGUUACGUCUGGCAUUCAGUCAGCGGCUGAUUGAGAUAUUUGACUUGGGACAGUACGAGGGUAACGUCGAGGAUAAGAGCUUUGAGUCUGAGUUCAAAGCUGGUAUGGAUGAGUUAGAAAAGCAGCUUUUAGAACAUUGCUCAAGAUCUGCUGCUAAGCAUAAACGAUUGUAA
This is a messenger RNA of Wallemia mellicola CBS 633.66, 661 nucleotides long. Its product is annotated as GINS complex, Psf3 component. Gene Ontology annotation, cellular component: GINS complex. The transcript is spliced from 5 exons. NCBI's taxonomy places the organism in Eukaryota, Fungi, Basidiomycota, Wallemiomycetes, Wallemiales, Wallemiaceae. The coding region runs from base 140 to 661 and encodes 173 amino acids. The record is from RefSeq and is a predicted model, not a curated record. Gene Ontology annotation, biological process: mitotic DNA replication initiation.